AUUUACUCCUAAGCGACGAUCUCCCGAUCGCGAUCGACAUCGAGGGCCGGGACUUGUGCCGCAUAUGAGAGUGCACAACCCUCCCUCCGCCCUUAUGUGUAGGGUAUGAGCAGCAAUACAAGCGUCGGCAAGAGUGCAGGUUUUGCAUGGCAAAUCCACGACCUCGGACUGAUUGUAGUGCUGUUUGGGCAGCUACCAGAAUCUGUCAUGCAAAAAGUGCCAAGAGGCAAAGGGUGCGUUUGGUAUUUUGCAUGACAAAUGAGGGGGAGGGGCGGGGUUUUGCACUCUCAUACCGCAGCGGCGCGGUGUACUUGAUCCAGAUUUGCAACGAACUCUCACCCGUCUACCUGUUUGACGUGAAGGCGCUCGGGUAUUCAGAGUAAAAACGUCCCCACCCCCGAGUUGUCAUGCAAAUCUGCGUGGCAAAAAAGUUUGUCAUGCGGAGCGCCAUGAGAGGCAUUUUCUAGUCGUGUUUUGGAAUUUGUGAUGCUACAAUCAGCAUGAUAUACUAGAUCUGUGAUGCUGCUGAACUACCUAAACAGGAUUACGCUACGAGGACAAACUUGUGAUGCCAAACGACCAAAGCUGGCUGAUUUGUCUAGCAGAUUUCCCAUCUUGACUCUGGUGUGGGGACGCUUUUGCAAAUAAUAUCGGGGAAACGCUGUUCUCCGUCUGCGGAAUGCGGAGUUUGUUGGAAAAUGCGAAAGUGUGCAAAAUUGUCUUCGACGGCCGGGCUGACAAUGAUGCGGUAUAGAAGUUGUGGUUCUACUUUGUCAUGCAAAAAUUAUGCGUAGAUAAAUCUUCUUUGUCAUGCAAAAUCACCACGUACACAACAUCACAAUCACAGCUGUGGCACCUGUUUCGCGUGAAAACGGAGAACGUGUAUGACAUUCAAGUGCUGUUUCACCUGAAGUAUGGGCAGCCGAUUUCGAAGCACACCUACGUAGUGGGACUCGGCCGCUGCUUCCGAAACUACUCGGUGCUGGCACUAGCGCAAAGAGAGCGGAUUCAGAAGUAUUAGCAUUAUUGUAUAAACUUCAUCAUGCAUACGACCCAUACUAGUAUUGUAUACUUCAUCCUUUGACGAGCUUCAGUUUGUCAUGCACACACGCAUGCACUUUCGUAAUCCCAUUCUACUCUACACUUCCACCACGCUCACGCACAACCCCCAAAACAAUAUUCAAUAUCACAGGCUGAAGGAGGCCGGGCAGAAGCUGUAUACCAAAGAGGAGGGCGAAGAAUGGGCGCGACGGCCCUUGCAUCCUAUGCUGAUCGAAUACGCCGCGAGCGACGUACGACACUUGCUGGGAAUGAAGGCCUUUUGGGGGGAUGAAAAGGUAGACGAAGACUUUGUGUUCUAGUGUGUCGUAGCUUAAUCGGAGUUGAUCUUGUUUCAUCUUCCAAAUGGACUCUCAUCUCGAUGAGAAGAAAGAGAAACCAAUACACGACAUCAAAAACAGCUCGACGCGCGCGUGAUUGAGAUCACGAAGACCCGCAUUGAGGCUGCGGUAAAGAGCGAGAAAACCCCACGCGGGCCGCACAUGAUGGAACGCGACUUCGCGAUUCCGGCCGACGACAGGAUCCUGGUGGACGGUGCUGCUGGAACUGGCAGUUCGAACCCGGUGGCCAUCUCCCCUGCGUUGGUAUAGGAAAGUAUAAAAGUGAGCAGCGCUUCGAGUCCCACUGACGCCGGCCGGAGGAUUUUUGCAAUAUAUCGCAGUUCACAGUUCUUUUUGUUUCAGACCGAUACUUGUAUGUCGAGUUCUAGUUCUUCUUGUGUUUGACCACUUGAUCUUGAUAACAGGAAGUAGUGCACAGAAUUAUUACUGGGACUAUCACUAUGUAAAGGGUAAAAAAGUUUCUGAUGUCUUUACAUGAAGACGUAUCUUUUCUGUUCUCGAAAAAUCAAUCUUUCGCUCGUUCUGAAAGUAAAGUUUCUGCGAUUGGUAUUCUUUUUUGCUAAAUGGUUCUUUCUAGCUACAGCGUAAUAUAAAUAUUAAUCUUAUUUGGUACUCAAAUCUCAUCUUCUCAAAAAUAAAAAAACCUAAACUGAAAAAAAUUUUGCUCUCUGCAAAAGAGAGCGUAAUUUCUUUCACUCCUUGUUUUAUUCAGUACAAAGUUUAUUUCGUUUGCCAAACUCAACUAAGCCUUCUCUGCAAAAUUUCUUCCGUGAAAAAGCAAAACUAUUUUACUGCUUCUUCUACUGCAACUGCGAAUAUUAAAAAUUGAAAUUCAAUUUCGACUUUGCUGUUUGAAAAAGACAAAAAGCAGUACUUAUGAUAUUUUUCUGUCGAUUGGAAAACAAAAAAAGCCUCAAAGUUCUUCGCAAAUUAUAGCCAAAGAAGUUCGGAACCGAAGCGGCUAUGUACGAUUUGUAAAUUAGAUUUUUGGAAAGGAAGAGUUUUACCCUGAAUUACGAAAGUAUUAUGGUGUAUUAGUUGGAGCAAGGAUAUUAUGCAAUUAUGUUUCUACAAGUGAAGAUGGAGAUGUGAAGUGACCUGAAUUCUCUCGUUUUUCUCCUGCAAAGAAGGUAAAUAAGUACUUAUCGCCAGGUCACUACCCAAGCAAGAUAUGCAGCGGUUUCGAUGUUAAUCUUCUUUUUAGAUCCAAAUUUCUGGUGCUCCUAGUAUUUGUGAUUGCCUAUAAUUUUUUUUUGUUGAAGUUGAAGAAAUUCUUUAAUCCUAAGAAACGAAUUCUAGUGCCGAACCGUUUGUAAAGAACAUUGAUUGAGAAAAAUUCGAAUUGGCAGCUGCAUG
This is a messenger RNA of Amoebophrya sp. A120, 2756 nucleotides long. NCBI's taxonomy places the organism in Eukaryota, Dinophyceae, Syndiniales, Amoebophryaceae. The record is from the annotation of a GenBank genome assembly.